This is a messenger RNA of Hyaloscypha bicolor E, 400 nucleotides long. RefSeq lists its product as uncharacterized. NCBI's taxonomy places the organism in Eukaryota, Fungi, Ascomycota, Leotiomycetes, Helotiales, Hyaloscyphaceae. The annotation marks the transcript as partial. The transcript has a single exon. The record is from RefSeq and is a predicted model, not a curated record.
CCUGGCAACACAUGAGGUUUGAUUGCUGCUCAUAUCCCCCGUCUUGUCCCGCUGUGUCCUUGCUGGUGGUGUUGGUGUUGCACAGGAUUGAGGCCUUCGGGAACCCUCUCCGGAUUCCUCCUCAACCACCACUACCCCCCUCUCGCUCCCCUCCUCCCUUGAUGUAGCUGUAGAUAAAGCCGAUGACACUGGCGCGAGUCUUUGGGCGGGAGCUUGCCGCGGCUGGAUCGGUAAGAACAACGCCAUAAGCCCACCAUCUGCAGGACCGCCUUCCCUUGCACCGUGAACCUGCCAGCUGUCAUGCUUCUUUCAACCCAAUAUCUCCGGUGUUAGAUCUCAAUCUGUACCUCCUGCCACCACUGGUAGAGUCUGGCUGCGGCGUUGCGAGGACGACGAUGGG